UAGAAACUCAAUUGUUUCAGCUCUAUGGCUAAGGACGAGAAUCGCACAGCUGUAAUUUGGGACAUUUUGUCAUCAGUGAAAAUGAAACCCACCGGACAUAAAAAGGUCCCCAAGAUGGACUGUGAAGCCAGAGAUUCCCUUCUUGGACAGACAGACAGAGACCCCACUAAUCAGAAAGCCUCAAGAUGCGCCUGUGGGGUGCAGUGCUCUUUCUCCAGACUCUUCCCAAUCUCUUCUUCUUUGCUGCUACUGCCCCAACUGGGCUCCAAGAGGAGAAGGGCUCGGGACUGACUGCCCCUCCAGGGCAAGUGAAACUGCAGAAAGAAUUUGGCAUCAGCUUAAAAAUCUCUCGGCAAAUCCUCUGCAAAAUACGCAUCCUUACACGGAACUAUCUCUCUGCUCGUCUGUCUGGGGCCCAGCUGACUCUUGUACCGCAUUCAGAGGACCUUCCCUCAGUCAGCCUCAACUUCAGCUCAUGGAUUUCUCUUUCGAAUGAUGAGCGCCUGUCCCACGUGGCCAAGAUGUUAUUGUUCUAUCGGGGGCUAAUGCAGCAACUGAAGGACUACGAGGCAAUGAAAGAAGAUUCCAAAUUCACCGCUCAGUUUGAAGAGCUUGGCUGGUAUCUCCGAGAUCUGAGUCAUCACGUGAAGUACCAGAGGUCGCUUUGGGGCAUGCCCUCUCAAGCCCAUCUGGAACCCACGCUCAAGCCCCCUCAAAUCGUUCAGCACCAGAGCCAAUGGAGAAACCGCCUGGAAGUGAACCUUGUCUUACGCUCCCUCAAGAACCUCCUCUGCCGCAUUGUGCGGGACUUCUUACUGCUGCGGACUAGAGUUGCCAAAUCCCUUCCUGCGACAUUGGAGUAACGAUAUCCCACAUUCUAACACCCCUCUACACGCACCUGACAGGAAAUGCUGGCAUCCUGGUAUCCAGGAUCGCUC
This is a messenger RNA of Eublepharis macularius, 938 nucleotides long. RefSeq names its product interleukin-27 subunit alpha-like. Gene Ontology annotation, biological process: regulation of T-helper 1 cell differentiation; regulation of T cell proliferation. Bases 186 to 863 code for a protein of 225 amino acids. The transcript has 5 exons. Lineage: Eukaryota; Metazoa; Chordata; Lepidosauria; Squamata; Eublepharidae. The record is from RefSeq and is a predicted model, not a curated record. Gene Ontology annotation, molecular function: interleukin-27 receptor binding.